This is a messenger RNA of Oncorhynchus nerka (sockeye salmon), 5175 nucleotides long. RefSeq names its product max interactor 1, dimerization protein (gene mxi1). The transcript is spliced from 6 exons. Gene Ontology annotation, molecular function: protein dimerization activity; RNA polymerase II cis-regulatory region sequence-specific DNA binding; DNA-binding transcription factor activity, RNA polymerase II-specific. Bases 422 to 1135 code for a protein of 237 amino acids. Gene Ontology annotation, biological process: regulation of transcription by RNA polymerase II. The record is from RefSeq and is a predicted model, not a curated record. NCBI's taxonomy places the organism in Eukaryota, Metazoa, Chordata, Actinopteri, Salmoniformes, Salmonidae.
AACAAACUGGGAGGACUGAACACAGGCAGCAGCAGGGACUUUUCAGGCUUUGGGUGGACAUUUGAUGUAGUUUCUAUUCAUUUUAUACCAUUUGUAACUGUUUUUCCUGAAUACUUUGAAUACUUUGCCACACUCGUUUUUUGAUUUUUGAAACGGCUGAAACCCUGAAUCACUAGGCUGCUAGCUACCCGUGUUGCAUAAUAAAACUGGGCAGAUAUUUUUCGACAGGGAAUUUAAUUACAGAGCCAGCAAACAAAAUAGCUAACAGGACGAAGACAUUAAUGAAGUAACGUUUUGUGUUAUACUCAACGAGGAACAAUUAUUCCGAUUUUGGAUCUUGAACCGCAAUAGUACCUGUCUUUGAAAUAGUAUCAAGACAAGUUGUAGAAAGGUUUCGCUAACGUUCGCUAGCUCCAGCAGAAUGACGGCAGUGCAGUUGAUGAACAUCCAGAGGUUAUUGGAAGCGGCAGAAUAUCUUGAUAGAAGGGAGAAAGAGUGUGAACACGGAUAUGCAUCGACGUUUCCGUCGUCAAUUCAGAACACGAACUACCAGAGGCAAAAUAAAUUUCGAAACAAGAAGUUCCACAAUAACCAUAACAGGUCUACACAUAAUGAGUUGGAGAAGAACAGGAGGGCCCACCUGCGUCUGUGUUUGGAGAGGUUGAAGGCCCUCAUCCCUCUGGGAAAAGACUGUAACCGCCACACUACCCUGGGGCUGCUCAACAAAGCCAAAUCACAUAUUAAGAAACUUGAAGAGGCGGACCGUAAGAGCCGUAACCAGCUGGACAGUCUGGAGAGGGAGCAGAGGCACCUCCAGCGCCAGUUGGACCUGCUGCAGGGGGGCACCGGGGCCGGGGUAGGAGGCACUGGGCCGGGGGAGGGAGAGAGGAUACGCAUGGACAGCGUGGGCUCCACCCUCUGCUCCUCCGAGCACUCGGACUCGGACCAAGAGGAGAUUGAGGUGGACGUGGAGUCUACAGAGUUCUCGGAGCACGGGGAACUGGACUCGGUUUCUACGGCCUCCACCAGCGAUCUAGAUGACCACAGCAGCCUUCAGAGUCUAGCCAGCGACGAGGGCUACUCCAGCUGCAGCAUCCUCAAACUCUCCUCAGCCUUCUCCGGAUCCUCCUCAUAGGAGAUGGCUGUUGGGUGUAGACUCCUCCCCCCGGCUCUAAAUCAACAUCCAAAGACCAACCACCUGAACCUGUCCAGCGACGAAGGUUACGAGGGCAGACGUUAAUCCAGCGUCCUCGUCAAACUCAGCGCCUUCUCUGACCGGCCGAUUAGAGUUGUCUCCAGCUCCAACCUGCAAACACCUUGGCCUCCCCCUCCAUCCACCACCCCUGUUGUGUGUCGUCAUGUCACCCAUCUACAUGUAUCAUCGCCCGACUACACCAUCGCCAUGGCAUCCCUCAAGUGGCGCCCUGACAUCCUUCUAACUUCCUGUCUGUAACCCCUCGCCAUCGCACCAUCCUUUGCUCUGCUCCAACUCGCUGCUGAACCUCCAGUCUGAGAACAACCCUCCCCCCCUCGGAACCCCUCAACCCCCCUCCGUCCCAAGCAGAAGGUCCAACCCAACAUGAAGAACAGAGAUUGAUCCAAACACAGAACCAACCUUUAUUUUGAGAAUCUGAAUAAGAGCAAUGGUUUGAGAUUAGAUUUUGACUUGGGUGGCUUUAUGAAUGAUUGAAACUGAAGAUGAAAAAGGAUGUAUUUUUAUAUGCUGGGAUCAGCAUUAUCUUGGUUUUAUUGCAGACAUAAUCGAAGGGAAUUAGACCCCCUUUUUUAAAUCAAACAAUUGAUUAAGUUAUUUUAGAAUCAAACAACAAAAAAACAACCCCAUAUUUUAGCAUCAGAAAUGCACUUACAUUUCUAAUAUAUAUAUUAGAAUAUUUUCUGAUGAGUUUUCUGAGUUUUAAAACCUUGUUUGGUUCUGUGUGUUUGAGUGUUUGCUCUGGUCUUGUGUCUGAAGUCAAGUCAAUGUUCUGCUGGACUUAAAAACCAAUUUGGGAACAAGUGGUAAUUUGGACACAGACUCUGUGGAAUGUCAAGAAGUCUACUUGUCAUAUCAACACAUUUUGGCCCUUGAACGACCGACGCUCCUUUUUAUUUGACAUUUCUUGUCUUUGUGUUUUUUUACCACUGUGCAACCACAGCACUGCAUCCAACAGACACUUGAAAUGGUGCUAAACAGCAACAACAAACCCAUCCACAACGCAGCUCAAACGCUUGUACAACCAACGAUCCUUGUCUGCCGUGUCAUACAGGACGUUUCCAUCCGAACGAAUGGAGGAGAAACAAAGACAUGCAUCAUAUGCAUUCCCAUGGAACGUGGGCGGUGCUCAGUGUGGAAAUCAAUCUUCAAAUGUGUUUUUACAACAACGCAGCUACCACAACAAGCGAUCCUGCACCUGCCUACCUUAUAGCUGUCUAUAGAAACAAAUCGGCACAAUUUAAAAAGAAGGAAUAGCAAGGAACUUUGGACUAUAGAGACGACAUCCAUCCUUUCUCUAUCCAGCAGUAACAAGCAAUAACCGUUUCUACUAUUUUGGUUUCUUUUUGUUUAUUUUAAAUUUCGACCAUUUGACCUCCUGUUUUUCCCCCCUCUCUUUUCCAAGGCAACAGACCUGUGGCCGUCCAAAAAAAAGCUCAUUCAACUUGCAUAGUUUUUUGUACAUAAUUAGAAAUAGCUUAAUAAAUUAACGAUGAAAAAAGGAGUGUAAAAAAAAUAAGUUAGAAAACUUGUGUAUAGAAAAAAACCUAUUGCCUCUGUUGCUGUUUUUGACCUUGUGUUUUUGUGCAUUUUAAAUGAUAUUUUUGAAAAGAUUUAUUCUACUUCUCUCAGAGUGUGACUGGCAAGCGGUCAGUCAGUCGUCCACGUGGCAUGAAUUGGACAGUAAUUGCUUUGUUCAUUUUGCUGGUUGAAACGUUCAAAGGUUACCAUUCUGUAGCUGUCCCCCCUCAACCCCAAGAGAAGUUCCACUUCAUAGUACUUAACUUAAAGUUCAAGACACAACAACAAGAGAACAACAACUAUAUGGCUGUAAUACAAAAUGGCCGCCACCCCAGGACAUCUUCUGUUCAUAAAUACAGAGUUUGUGUGGCACUCUUAUUUAUUCAAGCUUGUUUGUUUCUUACUUUUAUUUUGAAAACUCCUAUAUGGCAUUCCACUGGUGGUAUCUCGUGAGCUGUGGUGGAACUCGAGUCUGAAGUGACAGCACCAAGGUGUAUGAUGAUGUCAUUGACUGUGUGUGUACAUCCUUAGCCCUUGUUACUGAAGCGAGCCCAACUUGCACUUUGAAAAGUCUGGUUUUCCACUGGUAUUCACAUAUCUCUUCAUAUGAAAGAACAAUCCCACCCUGACCCUUGAGUUUUUGAAGUUUAUAUAUUUAUUAGCCUAUUUCUCCAUCCCUCACAGAACCAACACAGAUUGAAAAAAAACCAUGAAAAAAGUUAACUUAUUUGGUUUCUGUCUUAUCUUAUUACUCUUCCUAUUUUUUAAUGAUUUUAUCCCUUAUUUUAAGAUGUAAUGUUUAAAAGUGAAAUAAUUGUUGUUUCCCAAAUGGCACCCUAUUCCCUACAUAGUGCACCCUAUUCCCUACAUAGUGCACUACGUUUGACCAGACUCUGUCAAAAGUAGAGCACUAAGUAGGGAAUAGGGUGCCAUUUGGGAAACAGACCAUGGUGAAUCGUAGUGAAGUCAGUCAGGAUACCAGGCUAAUGUUGUUUUGUUAGACGGACACUUGAAAUGUAAUCAGCCCCCAAGCUGCUCCCAGUACUGAGCCUUGCCUCUUAUGCAUCCACGGUCGAGUUCCAAACUGACCCCAAGCUGCUCCCAGUACUGAGCCUUGCCUCUCAUGCAUCCACGGUCGAGUUCCAAACUGACCCCAGGCUGUAUGGUCAUCUUCUCCUUCUCUGAUAGGCUGGGUGGAGUUUUUGUCCUAACAGUUUACACCUAUCCAAUAAUCCUAGAAUUUGCUAGGAGGGGAUGGGGGUGUAGGGUCAAGGGGUUGAUUUUGGACUCAGCCUACAAUAGCCAAGUCUAAUGGGCAAAUACUGAGCCAGCUACUAUACAAAAUGGGGGCUAAACUAACUAACUCCACACUCUAGUAGGAAGACAAGUAGUAGUCUUUACUAGAUUAUGUUUUAGUCAACAAAAUGUGUCUUACAUUUACAAAAAGCCUCAGAUGAAUAUUAUUGAGAACAAAAACCUAUGGUUUCAACGAAGGACAUCAUUCAAGGUGUAAAGUUAAGAGUGUAAUCUUGAGGGAUUUCAUGAUCUCCUCAAAUUUGGAUGGUUCACUGACGAUGGUGCUUUCUCGAUAGAAACAAAUAAGCCAAACGACCUCAGAACACCAACAGUGUCCUCUUCUCUUUCACAGGGGGCAGAUUACUUCACUCUCCUUCAUUUACACUUUUAUCUUCUAGCGCUUUUUCUUUGUCGUUUUUUGAACCUGCACUAUGAGAAAAAAGGGCCCAUAUUUAAUGAAAAACUGUGUUUUUCCCCGAUACCCUCUCUCUUUUGUGUGUGUUGUCUGGUGUCCUUAGUGCGGCCAUAUAAGUGAUACCUGCUUUUGCCUGUGUAUGGCUAGCAGUAUGUUGUUCAAUCCAGAUUUGGGGGUCUAUUCUAACUCAGUUCCAAUCUGUUCAGUUCAAGAUGGGAAUUUCUUACCUGGUAUCCAAACUGAAUUCACAUUCCAUUUUGCGGAUGGAAUUUAGAUGGAAUUGACCUCCACCCUGAAUAAUGUCACUCCAGUGUACUAGGUAUUGGUCUUAUAGACAAUGACUCGGAGGGGGGGAACAAAUAGCCUGGGACCCAGAUCUGUUUGUGCUGUCUUUCCAACUCCUGUGGUCAUUCUGGUCAAGACAGCACAAACAGAUCUGGGAACCAGGUUAAGGCAGAAUGAAUGGGUAAAAGUAGAUACAACUAUUCCCACCUCCAAACAGGACAGACCUAGCCUGGGUUAAACUAGGCUGAAUGCUGUGAUGCGAGUUAGCGUAGCAUUCAGUCUGGUUUAACCAGGCUAUAGGAGAGACUAUAGUCCCCUUGUUGUUCAGAUGAACUCUGUGGCCAUCAAUCCUUUGUAGAACAUGCUCUCUGAUGAUGAUGAUUCUCGCUGUGUAAGUUUGAAAAUGCAAUACUUACAAUAAAACACCAAGAUUUUCAAACCGGAA